UUUGUCUGUCGCAUCAUCUUUGAGUGGAAUUUCUGAAGAACUACAAAACCAGGUGUACGAACUUAUGACGCAGAAGGUGACGUAUUAUUUGUGCGCCGCUGUUAAAUAGAAGUAAGGUAUUUUUUUAAUCGUUCGGACAUCUGCGUUUAAUUUCCUAAAUGGAAUGGAUGCUCGUGGUGUUUUUUUAAUUUUCGAUCGGCGAACUGGUUGGUUUUAAGUUGAAAGGUCCCGGGACUCGAAAAGGUUGAGUGUUUUCUUGUGUUAUAACGCUAUUCGCUAACUGGUUAGCAGGAGUAUCUUGAAGCUAUCAUCUGUGUUAUGAGCGGUCCCUUGUCUUGCGUGGCCGUAAUCGCGGAACCUCUGCGCUGCAUUUUAUUAACCGAUAGGGUCCCUCAGUGCGGAUCAUUGACACAUUGUCACUGGCAGUCACGUCUGAUGAUUCUUAUGCUGAAAAAGUUCCCACGGCCCAACCACGCAGCUAGCAUGUUAGUCAGCUAAUUAUAAGCAUUAACUGGUUUUUCUCAGGACAUUUUUAUGCACUCCACAUCUUUGCUUAUAUGUAAUCUUGUCGCUUGUCUCCAUUGAGUAUAGCAUCACGAAUUUUCAUUUGAGUUAUUUCCAUUGUAUUCUGUAUCUGUACAGUUUUUUAGCGAGCAAGUCGGCGAACACAGCUUCUUACAGUUGUUUUUGUACAGAUAUACAUGUUUUAUGGAAUUUAAACAAGUGUAAUUGGCGUUAUCUUACACUCCCUUAAUGCAUGGAUAUAGUUAGCUGACUAACAGGAUCUUGUUCCCAGCAGUUUCCUUAAGAGGUCUCUGUUUUACUGUUUUUCUCUGACCCUUCUGUUAGUAAAGCUGCGAGCUGCAGGGAGAGACACCAGGGGGAACAAUGGCAGCGGGGGGCUUAGGCGACUAUGAAGUAGACCUCCACCUGUCGGUCGGCUUUCUCAGAGAGCAGCUGGGUGGGACCAUUGAGGAGGCGGUCCGGACAGCGGUCGAAACGGUUCUGUGCGAGACGGUCCGGCUCCUGGGUCAGCGGCUGGGGUUCCUCCACGGGGCCCGGGCCCCGGACAGUGGUGGGACUCAGAGCCUGAAGCUGCGACUUGAGGCGACAGGUGGAGAAUGGAAGGUGGGGGGUGGUGGUGACCAGGGGGCUGCUGAGAUGGACUUUGGGGGGGUUGUGGGUAAGACCACAAGGAGCGCGAAUCGGUCGAACUUCGGGACUCAGAAACCUCACCUCCAUGGAGGGGACCCAGACCCCCCCCACGACGAACAGACUGACUUUGGAGUGUUUUCCGACCCCUUUGACAUGGAUUCAACUGGAGCCAGGGUGGAGGACUUUGAGGAGGGACAGGACAUGGGACUUCCGGAAGAUUGGGAGCUGAUGAACAAAGUGUACAAGGUGGAGCACAGUGAGGGCCUGUCCUUCAUAGACGAGGGCGGGACUGCGCACUACGCCGAAGACUACCUGAUGCAUGACCGCGACCUCAGGAUCAUCACAGUGCCGCAGGAGGAGGAGCUGCCCCAGCCAGACACACCUGCUGUCCAGGACCGCUUGACGAAGUUCAGCCCGGCAGACAUCAAGAAAGAAGCGCCUGAGGCACAGAGUUCUUCCACUGUGGCUGAGACUCCAGUGCUGCCCCCUGCUGGCGAGCCCCAGAGCGAGGGUCAUGGUGCCGGCGAGCCCCCUGUGGAGUUUGGCCCGCAGAACUACCUGGAACAACUCCGUCUCUGGCUAGAGCGACUCUGUCCGGAGGUGAUGCGGGAGUAUGAGCGUGACGGCUGCCUCUGCGAGCUCUCUCGCCGAAAGCUCAUCAAAUUCGCCGUGUCCUUCAUCAUGGACGAGUUCGGAUUUUAUCCCACCUCAGCUCAGAAGACCAUGUUGGCGGAGCACAUUGUGGAGCUCUUCCCCAGCCUCCGGCUGUGUGUGCCCUAUGCUGGGAUCAAUGGCGUUGAGCAUCUUUAUGACCCGGUGUCACGGACUGGGUACAUCGAGACACGGCUGCGUAAUUUCCGGCGGACGCUGGAGGCCGACAAGAAGAAGUACGUUUUGAAGCGGCGGCGAGCUGAGCUGGGCCUGGUGAGCCAGGCUCCAGCGCCGAAGGGGGCACAGGGUGGCGAGGACACCCGCAAGUGGGUGGCACUGCUGAAGAGGACGAGCCCACUGACCAAAAACCUGCCCACCAUCCGUGCCGCCAUGGAGUGCACCUUUGCCGCCCGCAGGAAGUGGAUGAGCAGUGAGCGACCCAGCAUGGGUGCUGUUUUGGCGGAGUACCCCCGAUUCCUGGACGUCCCCUCCAUGAUUGACUUGGAAUUUGAGAAGAUGUUCCCAGGAAAGGGAGAUGCCUUCCUGUCCAAGUGGUCGUCGCAUGUGGUGCCCAGGGUGCGGCAGAUUGCCGAGCGGGAGGGUCCCCCGGAGGUCGCCGAGCUGUUGCAGCAGGCCAGCUCACAACCAGAAGAUUCCUGUACUCUCACCAUGCUGAAAGUGCUGCUGCUUCUCCUGCCCCCGUCUGCCACCGGCAGAGCCUCUCAGACCACCAAGUCUGCCAGCAGGCAUACGAUACACUACCUGGUGGACCUCGUCCCUAUGGACACCAAAGUGUCAACGCUGUUCCGUGACCCAGCUGCGGAGGCGACUGGCAGCCCGGCGAGGCCCUACAUCCUCAGCGUCGGCCCCCUUGAUGCCCCUGGCCGUCAGCUCUACAUCCUGGCUCCCGCUGAGCGGGUCGCUCUGACUCUGCCCGAGGGUAGCCUAAGCAGCGCCGUGGACAAGCUCUUCAAGUUCCUGAAGAUCUUCAACCUGGACUACCCCAUACAGCUCUCCUCUCUCUACAGCUUCUUGGAGCAUCUGUAUGGCAUAGAGAAGCCCCACAGCACCCCAGUGGCAAGAGGUCUAAGGUGCUAGAACUGGUGUCGGGGCUCCGCAUGCUUUCCUGACACAAAGGCAGUCAUGUGACCAUUGGGACUUACCCUUUUUUUGCCUUGACCUUCUGUAUGAAUUACGAGUACUGGUGCUUACCUGAAUAUGGACGUGGGGAGUCCCAGUCCUCAGGGAUAAGGCGGUGUGCUGUUUUUUUAACAACAACUGGGCUUCUUGGAUGGAUCACGCAGGUGAACACCUACCAGUGAGCAUAGAUCGCUCUUGGUUGUAAAGAAAAUGAACCAAAAUGACAAAAAGGGUAAAUGGAAGCUAAAAUUAACCUGUUACAUACUCACAAACUAGACUGCAUAUUUUGGGCAAUCAGUUUAAUAUUAUAUGUUUGUGUUCCUGUAUGUCUGAUAUUAGGGUUUAUGCCUGAAUACAGUCAUGCACAGUU
Molecule: messenger RNA, 3316 nt
Organism: Brienomyrus brachyistius
Lineage: Eukaryota; Metazoa; Chordata; Actinopteri; Osteoglossiformes; Mormyridae
Exons: 8
Coding region: 889-2904 (671 amino acids)
Source: RefSeq, a predicted model, not a curated record